Molecule: messenger RNA, 648 nt
Organism: Impatiens glandulifera
Lineage: Eukaryota; Viridiplantae; Streptophyta; Magnoliopsida; Ericales; Balsaminaceae
Exons: 3
Coding region: 1-648 (215 amino acids)
Source: RefSeq, a predicted model, not a curated record
AUGGGAGAAUUAACUUUCUUCCAUGGGCUUCAAGUCCUCCAGUUAGAAAAAGGGACCCUCAUUAAUCAGGCCAAAUAUACCAAUGAACUGCUAAAGAAGUUUGGAAUAGAGGAUUGUUCUGCCGCAGCCACUCUAAUGAGCUCCUCUAAUAAAUUGGAUAAAGAUGAAGGCGGCCAAAAUGUUGAUGUAAUAGCAUAUAGAGGACUUAUCGGAUCCUUGCUAUAUGUAACUGCUAGCAGGCUAGACAUUCAGUUUGCCGUUGGAGUUUGUGGAAGAUUUCAUGCUAAUCCUAAACUUUCUCACUUUACUGAUGCUAAAUGGUACAAAAUUGACAAAAAAAGCACGAGUGGAACUUGCCAGUUCCUUGGAGAUCGUCGCAUCUCAUGGUUCAGUAAGAAGCAGACGUCAGUUGCCACGUCUACAGCAGAAGUAGAGUACCUUGCAGCUGGCAAUAAUGGUGGCUAUCACAAUGGUGUACCCAUCAACUGGACAAGCUUUCUCUUCGGAAACCUUGUCAGAAUGAUUUGUGCCCGGAAAACGAUCUUUGGUAUUGAUGGUCCUCUUCGUGCUUUCCUUUGCUUCCUUCUUGAUGAUCCUGGUAACGGGUAUCAUCUAACUUCAAACUAUGAACAACCAGAAGGUUGUUGA